Molecule: messenger RNA, 679 nt
Organism: Anoplopoma fimbria (sablefish)
Lineage: Eukaryota; Metazoa; Chordata; Actinopteri; Perciformes; Anoplopomatidae
Gene: gngt1
Product: guanine nucleotide binding protein (G protein), gamma transducing activity polypeptide 1
Exons: 3
Coding region: 150-371 (73 amino acids)
Biological process (GO): G protein-coupled receptor signaling pathway
Cellular component (GO): heterotrimeric G-protein complex
Molecular function (GO): G-protein beta-subunit binding
Source: RefSeq, a predicted model, not a curated record
GCUUGAUGAAACAGUGGGGCCUUGUUUUAAUCAGAUUAACGGAUUAGGAUUGUUUAUGCAGAUUACUUUAUAACCCAGACUGAGGGAGAGGAGAGGGAUUCUUCAGAAGGAUUUCGGGGGUGAAGGACUGCUCCCUAUAAGCAUCUAAAAUGCCGGUCAUAAACAUUGAUGACCUGACGGACAAGGACAAGGCUUUAAUGGAAGUAAACCAACUUAAAACUGAGGUGAAACUUGAGAGGUGGUUGACAUCUAAAUGCUGUGAGGAAAUCAAGGAAUAUAUUCAGGCUGGAGAGGAGGAGGACACCCUCUUCAAAGGCAUUUCAGAGGAGAAGAACCCCUUCAAGGAGAAAGGUGGCUGUGUCGUCUGCUAGACUGGACCCAAGGAGCUUUUCAUAUAUCAGAUUAGCACCCAAUGACAUUCUCCCUCCCAUUAUAAAAUGGAUUUGCAGACUGAGAAGACUAGAGGGAUGUAAUAGAGCAAAAAAGGUUAAAACCUCAUGAGUUCGCAUGUACAUGAUUCCCCAUCGUCUGGACAUAUUUGUAGACUUCUAAUCUUGUUCUUUAAAAAGAACAUAUAUGAAUAUAUAAAAGUUGUAUUUGGCAAGUGUUAUGUAAUGCUUCUCUCUCAUGCGGCGUAUAGUCUGAUCAAAUGGGCCCAUGUGCUUGUUUCAUACACAGA